CACUCAUACAGCUCGAGGUAACACCAGCUGACCCCGAGCGCCCUUUGCUCAUCUUGCUCCUUUCAUUCUUUCUCUUCAGACUCUCUCACAUCCAACGAACUCCAUUGCAAAGAUGGAUCCAGCGAUCGACCACCUCCUCAGCCUGCAAGCCGUCCGCGAAAGAGCCCACAUCGUCUUCGACCUCGCAAAGCAGGGCCUCCUCAACCAUUUCGACUACCAUCUUGAUCGGCUCGAUGCUGUCGUUGAGUAUGUUAUUGGGAUUAUUCAGCGCGACUUCGGCCCAAACAACUUCCACUCCAUCCCCCCGCACGGCCGCUGGCAGCACUUUGACGUCGGAAACGUCCCCCGGAUCCAAAAACUAAUAUCGCAAUGGGACGCAGCGGGCUACGACGCCGUGGAGAAGGUGCGAAGCCUAGUCGAUCUCUUCUUCGUCUCGGUCCUUCUCGAUGCGGGCGCUGGUGAUCGCUGGAAGUUUACGGAGCCGGGCACGGGGAAUGUGUAUACGCGGAGUGAGGGGAUUGCGGUUGCGUCGUUGUACAUGUUUCUUGAUGGGGAUUUUUCGGUUGUGGGCAAGCGGGAGGAAGGGGGAAGGAGGGAUCUUGUUGAUGGUGCGGCGCUGAAGGCUAUCACGGUUGAGACGCUGUACAAUGGCUUCCAGAUCGACGAGGAGAAUCCGCUUGUUGGUGCGGAGGCGAGGGUUGAAAUACUGCAGAGGCUCGGUCAGUCGCUGCUGGAUAACGAGGAUAUCUUUGGUCCGAGCGGGAGGCCGGGGUUGCUUGUUGACUACCUGAAACGCAGCGGCGGAGGUGUCGACGAGCUCGACUACGCCCUCCUCUGGAGCACACUGCAGAAACUGCUCAUUCCAAUCUGGCCAUCCGAUCGGACAAGAGUAGCCGGGAAGCCGGUCGGCGACGCAUGGCCGCUGAGCGUCUUAGCAAAGCACAAACACGACACUGCAUCUGCAUCCGCGUCAAACGAGCCCGCAGAACCAGAACCAGCAACGAUCCAACCCUUCCACAAACUCACCCAGUGGCUUGCCUACUCGCUAAAAGUCCCCUUUGAACGUCUCCUCUCGACAACCUGGGCCAACGCCGAGCUCGGCACCGGCCUGCCCGAGUACCGAAACGGAGGACUCUUUGUCGACCUUGGUGUCAUCACGCUGAAGCCAAGCGCCUUGGAGAAGGGCCUCCAGACGUCCGGGGGCGAACUGCCCUGCUUCGGGGCGGGAGACGACGAGAUUGUCGAGUGGCGCGCGAUGACGGUUGCACUGCUCGACGAACUACAUCAACGUAUUCUGGCGAGUGGAAAGUUCGGAGAUGUGAAACUGACGCUGCCGCAGGUGUUGGAGGCCGGGUCAUGGAAGGCUGGUCGCGAGAUCGCGGCGCAGAAACGGCCAGAAACCAAGUGUAGUCCGAUCCUGAAUUCGGGUGAUGGGACGCUGUUUUAGUUUAGUAUCGUCACAUAUACAAGAGCCAUGAGAUUGCAAUCAUGUUUCAUCCUCCAUCAGAGUGAACUGUAAGGAAAGACCAGCAUGGGAACCUAGCUCCAUGCACUCGUCUACCCUGUAAGGCGGUCC
Molecule: messenger RNA, 1576 nt
Organism: Aspergillus calidoustus
Lineage: Eukaryota; Fungi; Ascomycota; Eurotiomycetes; Eurotiales; Aspergillaceae
Source: the annotation of a GenBank genome assembly